This is a messenger RNA of Styela clava, 1314 nucleotides long. The record is from RefSeq and is a predicted model, not a curated record. NCBI's taxonomy places the organism in Eukaryota, Metazoa, Chordata, Ascidiacea, Stolidobranchia, Styelidae.
AUGAAUGCAGCAUUGACUGAUAGUGGAAUUUACACAUGUCGUGCCACUAACAAUAUAGGAGAACCGGCUCAGAAUACCAAAGAUGAACAAAAGAUAGAAUUAACAGUGUACGGAUCCCCUGUGAUACUAAAUCAAAAAGUAGAAGAAUGCAGUGUUGGAGGAAAGGUCCUAAUUGAAUGGAAACCUAGCAGUCAAACAGUUGGCGUCGUCCAUAGAAUUUCAGCAACUCGCGAAGGUAACACUGUAGCUGAUUACACGCGAACCAUAACAGCACAAAUACACGAAAGUACAACAAUUGAGAAGCUUUCUGCUGACACUAACUAUGCAAUCAAGAUAACCGUGUGUCCAGAUGAGUGCAUAAUCAGCCUUUAUGCACAAACAGUAAUCCAAACAAGAAUGGGUUUGCCGAAUCCAGUUACCGACGCUCGGGUUAUAAAAAUAUCAGAAAGUGAAUGUAAUCUGACCUGGGCAUGGCUGGAGUCAAAGUUAAAAACGGACGCAACAUUUGAGAUAAUCGAGAAUGCAACGCUUGUUUAUCUGUCUUCAAACGUACACCAACAUACAUUCACCGAGAAACAUUUAUACGAAGGCAAAUCAUUAGAUUCGUUUCGUGUUCGAAUUGAAACUAAGCCGAAUCGCAAUUACACUUUCUAUAUUAAUGCAAAGACUUGCAUUGGAAGAAGCAAUAGAAUAACAGCAAUUGGAGAAUGCCUUACAAAUGUGGCAGCACCAGAAAACGUUCCUGUACCAACAGCAGUCUGGUCAGAAGUAAGAAAGGCCACACAGUUGAUAGACAUCACCAUUCCAGAUGAAACAAGAGGACCAAUAAGUUGUAUAUUCAUAAUCGUGAAAUCCGGUGGGAGAAUUUUAGAUGAAAUUACAACAGAAAAGUUGACUCGGUUAUCAGAAAACGCAUUGGUCGGAAAAUCAGAAGAAAAUGAAUAUCUCGCAUUUGCAGUGCAACGGUCAAAAAUAAAAGGUACUAAGAUGCAAAUAUCUCUUGGAGACGACACCAACAGUUUCUGCAAUCUAUCAACUAGUAUGUCAACUAAUUUAACUAGGGUCAAACGUGCAGUAACAGGAUACAUAUCUGGAAGGAACUUGCCGCUCGAAAUAGGUUCUACAUACACCUACUACGCAGUUACUUCAACUUACUCAGUGACUUCGGAUAAAGUAUUUUUACAACGCAGUUCUUCUGCGGUAUUCAUCCUGAAGAAAACUAAAGAUUCUGAAGGUUAUCUCAACGUGCAUUACAAGUAUGAAAACGUAGAUUCAAUUCUCACCAACAAUGCUUAUGAAGAAAUAUCAGUUUAA